Messenger RNA from Sabethes cyaneus, 4606 nucleotides. RefSeq names its product protein diaphanous (gene dia). Lineage: Eukaryota; Metazoa; Arthropoda; Insecta; Diptera; Culicidae. Gene Ontology annotation, molecular function: actin binding; small GTPase binding; microtubule binding. Bases 177 to 3488 code for a protein of 1103 amino acids. The transcript has 2 exons. Gene Ontology annotation, cellular component: cytoplasm; actin filament. Gene Ontology annotation, biological process: actin cytoskeleton organization; actin filament polymerization. The record is from RefSeq and is a predicted model, not a curated record.
UGACGAAGUCCGCGGAGUGAAAUGAUGUCAAUUAUUAAUGUCGCGUUUUGUAAAAUUUCUAUUCGCAUUUGAUCGAGUCGUAUUUGAAAUAAUCUGGUAUUUGGUGUUUUCGUCCUGUGCUGGGCCAGGCCUUUGUCCGGGCGGUGAUAUUUAAUGUGCUGGUUGUACGCUGCAAAAUGUCGAAACAUGAUCGUGCUAAAUCGGGUGGCUUGCUGGAUACGCUAUUUUUCGGACGACCACACAAAAAGGGUGGUCGUGGCGGCUCCGGUAGCUACGGGACUGGCGGGCCUGCUGGGGGUAGUGGCCACGGCGGGUACAGUAUGAAUGGGGGUCGGCCGCUGUCUGGGGCGGAAUCGGAACUGGCCAUCCUCGACGAGUUGAACAACGAAAUGAAGCGUAUGAACGAGGCGGAAGUGAAUCAGAAAUUCCUCGAGAUACUGGAAGACAUGAAUAUCCAGAAGGAUAAGCGCGAUCCGCUGCUGCUAAAGUCGCUUGAUGAAAAGAAAACGAUGAUACUGAUGCAUGUAAAAGGCAAAACCAACACCGAACACCGUGCCAACUCGCGUUUCGAGAAACCUGUCGACUAUAUUCAGUACCUGCGCGACGGUGAUUUCAUCAGUCGGAUUCCGAAAAUUCUCCAAUGCAUGGAAAGUCUACGGGUGGCGUUGACCAGCAAUCCAAUCAGCUGGAUCAAGGAAUUCGGCGAGGCCGGAAUCGACGAAAUCGUAAACCUGCUGCGACACUGCAAAUCUAAUCCUCGGCGGUUCGAGAAAAUCGAAUAUGAGUGCUUGCGCUGUCUGAAGGCCAUAAUGAACAACUCGUGGGGUCUGAAUGUGAUUCUAACACCGGAUCAGCAUGCGGCAGUUUUGCUGUUGGCUCAAAGUGUCGACGCCGGAAAGCCACAUACAAUGUGUGAAGCAGUGAAACUGCUGGCCGCCAUCUGUCUGGUGAAGGAACGGAACGGUUACGAAAAAGUUCUGAAAGCGAUUACCAACGCAACAAUGAUGGCACGACCCGGAGGUGAUCGAUUUCGGCCAAUUGUAGAUGGACUAUUUGUCGAACACGACCGGAAUUGGGAGUUGGCGAGCAACACAAUGAUUUUUAUCAAUUGUCUAAUCAAUACAUCUUCGGAUAUCAAUUUCCGGUUACAUUUAAGGUGUGAAAUGAUGCGUGCUGGGUUGCACGACAAGUUGGACCAGCUUGCAGAGAUCGUGGAAAAAAGCAACAAUGAGAAUCUGGAGAAACAUUUCAAAAUCUUCAACGCUUUUCGAGAGGAUGAUUUUGAAGAGUUCAGCAAUAGAUUUGAUAAUGUUCGACUAGAUCUGGAUGACAUGCAUGAGUGCUUCGAAUUGUUGAAGAAUCUUGUUGUGGAUACAAGCUGUGAACCGUACUUUUUAUCGAUACUGCAGCAUCUCCUGUUUAUCAGAGACGACUAUAUUUACCGGCCUGCAUAUUUUAAAUUGAUUGAAGAAUGUGUUUCGCAAAUUGUGCUGCACAAAAGCGGGUGUGAUCCAAACUUUGAAAGUCGAGAUUUUCAUAUCGACACAUCAACCUUGCUGGAAGACAUGGCCGAAAAAACGAAGCAAUUGGAAACAAAAAAGAGCGAGGAUUUCGAAAAGCGAAUGGAAGAGCUGCAAACGGCCAAACAAGAAGCGGAAGCCAGAGCAGCCGCACUGGAAGAUCGCUUGAAGGAGAUCGAAGCUACCGGGGUAAUAUCUCCGAAAGGGAAGAGCAAACUACCUCAAAUCAAUAUUCCUCCACCACCACAGAUGCCUGGAAUGGGAGGUCCACCACCACCGCCGCCUCCACCGGGAAGUGGUGGGGCCCCACCACCUCCACCGCCACCGAUGAUGAUGCCAGGAGUUCCUCGACCACCGCCAAUGCCAGGAAUGGGUCCACCCCCUCCUCCUAUGCCGGGAAUGGGACCACCUCCUCCACCAAUGCCAGGCAUGAUGGGGCCACCAGGUUUCCGUCCAAUGGCUCCUGUUCCCGCACCUUUACCACACGGCCUGAAGCCGAAAAAGAAAUGGGACACUGACGGUCCUAUGAAGCGGGCCAAUUGGAAAGCAAUUAUUCCGCAAAAACUAUCGGAGCACUCGUUUUGGGUGAAGGUGCAGGAGGAUAAGCUUGCUGACGAAGAAAUACUGUCAGGUUUGGCAGCAAAGUUCUCCUCGAAACCAAUGAAACCAGCGGAUAAGGAUUCGGUAGAUCGACCGCCCUCUUCGAAAAAGAACAUUGAUCUUCGAGUGUUGGAUGCGAAGACCGCACAAAAUCUAUCGAUUUUACUUUGUGGUUCCCUUAAGCAUCUAUCCCAUGAACAAAUUCGAACGUGCCUUCUGCGAUGUGAUACCACAGUGCUCGGACCGAGCGUACUGCAACAACUUAUUCAAUAUAUACCGCCACCAGAUCAACUUAAACGAUUGCAAGAAAUUCGAGCCCGUGGGGAAGUUCUAGCAGGACCGGAAGCUUUCGCGACAACGAUAGGUGACAUCAAGCGUCUCGGAGCACGACUGCAAAGUUUAAGCUUUAGGCUAAACAUGCCAGAUAUGGUACAGGAUUGCAAACCAGACAUUGUAGCAGGAACGGCUGCCUGUGAGGAAGUUAAAACGAGUAAAAAGUUUGCUAAGGUGUUGGAGCUGAUUCUUUUACUGGGGAAUUACAUGAACUCUGGAUCAAAAAAAGAAGCCGCAUUUGGUUUUGAGAUCAGUUUCCUCCCAAAGCUAAGCAGUACUAAGGAUUACGAAAAUAAGCAGACAUUGCUACACUAUAUAGCGGAUGUAGUAGAGAAAAAGUUCCCGGAAGCGCUUACAUUCUAUGAAGACUUGUCGCACGUCGACAAGGCUUCGCGGGUUAGUUUGGACAAUAUCCAGAAAACGAUGAGGCAGAUAAAUAACUCACUCAAAAACCUUGAAUCUGAUUUGAACAAUAACAAAAUUCCUCAAAGUGACGAUGAUCGAUUCAUGGAAGUUAUGGGAAAGUUUGCCGUUGAAUGUCGCGCCCAGGUGGAAGUGCUAGGACGUAUGUUAUCACAAAUGGAGUCUCUAUUCCAGAAUUUGUCAGAAUAUUACUGCUUCGAUCCGGCCAAAUACACCAUGGAGGAGUUCUUCACGGACAUCAGAACGUUUAAGGAUGCCUUUGUGCAAGCCCAUGCCGAUAAUAUGAAGCAGCGCGACGAAGAGGAUAAGAAACGUAGAACGACCGAGGCUAAGGAACGAGCGCAACGAGAAAUGCAGGAACGGCAGCAGCGCAAAUUAGCCUUAGUGGAUAUCGAUGCUGUACAAACACAGGAAGGUGUAAUGGAUAGUUUGCUGGAGGCCUUACAGACUGGUUCUGCUUUCGGCAACCGAGAUCAGCGACGACGACGAGGGCCACGACCUGCCGGGGCUGAAAGGAGGGCCCAGCUAAAUCGUAGCCGAUCCAGAACCGGUAUAACAGCUAAUGCUUUCUCCAGCAGGGAGAUGCUUUCAGAGUUACUAGGUCCAGCGUAGAGCUAUGCGAUAUGGCUGUCGCAAAAAUGUGAAAAUUCAGCAAGCAAAAUGUACUCGCAUCGUGGGGUUUACUGUUACCUAGCGGAUAAUCAGACGAAAUCCUACCUACGGUUAGGACUAACACUAAUAAAGCUUCAAGUGACCGAAAUGCUAGUGAAAUUUGUUUUGGCUUAACCGAGAUAAAACUCACGACGCCGAAAACAUAUACGUAGCUGGACAAGCACGUAAUUUUGUUCCCAAUUCCUCGUGGUUUUCCGCGCGUUUAUUGUUUUAUCCUAUUAAUGCAGUUUAUUAUUCAUUCCACUUAUAGGACUUUCAGAUUUUCAUCCUAAAAGAAUCGUAUUUAUUACAGCUUGCAGUUUUCAAAACCAUUACGUUUUAUUUUCGCUAGUUUUGUUAAAUAUAUAUUUGCAAAUUAAAUUAUGAAAAACCCGGACACCACUGCGAUAUUUUUAUUUUUUUUUCCUGCGAGCACAAUAUUACAUCUUCAGAAGUGUUAAUGUUUCGGUCACUUUCUAGCAUGACUAUGGCACAACUGUCUGACGUCGCUAAGGCCGAAUAAGCGAAACAGUAUUGCGGAGUCAAUUGUUACGCGAACAAUAUUGUUAAAAUAUGUCUAUCGACAUAACGGAACUAAAUAUUUCCGGUGAAAUGGCAUUACUUAUAAAAUGAAAGUGUGCAGAUAAACCGAAAGCGCAAAAACGCAAUUAGUGUCAAAAACACCACAUAUCUAACGUAACAUUAAAUAUAACAAUAAACAAAUGAUUAGAUUAACAAAAGGAGCUCAUUUGCGCUUACUAAAAGACAUUUCCAAUUGCAGUAUAAAGUAUACAAAUUAUUAUUUACUGUUUACUGAAAAAUGGCGCUUUUAGAGCUAGGUUCGUAAUACUUUUUUAUAGUUCGAUACUAACAAAAAUAAAGCUUAUGGAUUGAGUAUGCAUCUGUUUUUUUGCAUACCUUUUUUAACUGCAAAAAUAAUUAAUUAUAACUUCAUAUGUACCAUAUACAAGUGAUAAGCGUAUCGAAAUACUUACGGCCCAUUUUUCCGAUAUAUAUUUUCUAAAACAUCUAUACACACACAAAAUAUAUAUUAUUAUACUGGUAGCAGAUUAAGCAAA